AUGAAGGACGCUUCCAAUGGUGUCGGUCCUGUGCCAUUGCUGACCUCAUGGAAUGUCAAGUCUCAUAUCCAUUUGAUUAUUGGUGCAAAUCCUUUGGCCGCUUCGCGGUGUGCGAAAAGUAUCGAGGCUGGCGCCAAGCCAGUUGUCAUUGCCCCAGAGACCACGAACCUGCACUACACACUUUCGGAGCACAUCUCCCGAGGAGAUGCCCAAUUGAUUCGUCGCGAGUUCCGUGACGAGGACGUGACCAAGUUGGGUCGAGAGGAAGUUGACCAUGUGGUAGAUACGGUUUUUGUGACACUUGGCGCAAGUCAUCCACUUAGUAAGUUGUCGCCUUGCAUGAGACUCAAAAAGCCGGGAACUUCGCUGAUCAAGCAUUCCAUUGAAGGCGCACAUAUAUCGAGACUCUGUCAACGGCUUCGAAUCCCCGUCAAUGUAUCCGAUGCUCCGGAUCUUUGCUCCUUCUCGUUGCUUUCCACAUACUCUGACGGUCCGUUGCAUAUCGGUAUAACAACCUCGGGUCGUGGGUGCAAGCUUGCUUCGCGCUUGCGAAGGGAGAUUUCUGCCUUUCUUCCGGCCAAGCUGGGCUCAGCCAUUGACCGACUGGGAAGUGUGCGCCGAAGACUGUGGGAGGAAGAUCAUGCGGCUGGACUCGGCGAAGCCAACGCCGAUGGUGAGGGUGAUGACGAUGAUGCCCUGGGCCAGAAGCAUACGUUCAAUUCCCUUGUGACGGAAAACGAUGCGUCUGCGGCCAAGACGAGGCGGAUGCGGUGGUUGUCACAGAUCUGCGAAUAUUGGCCGCUUCGCAAACUUGCCUCGAUCACCGACGAGGAUAUCGAGACUAUUCUCCAAGCAUACUCUGCCGAUAAAAAUUCAAGUAACGAGCAAAAAUUGGUCAACGGCGCACAGAGCCCGAGCGGCAUUUCUCAGAAAGGCAGAAUUGUUCUCGCGGGCUCAGGACCCGGCCAUCCUGAUAUGCUCACGCGAGCAACAUACAAAGCCAUUCAGUCCGCUGACAUUGUCCUCGCUGAUAAGCUUGUGCCGGCGCCGGUUUUGGAACUGAUUCCCCGCAGGACGGAGGUUCAUAUUGCGCGCAAAUUCCCCGGCAAUGCUGACCAAGCUCAAGAGGAGUUGUUGCAAAUGGGAAUCACAGCUUUGAGGAAGGGGCUGCGCGUCCUGCGUUUGAAACAGGGAGAUCCUUAUCUCUAUGGUCGUGGAGCUGAAGAGUUUGAGUUCUUCCGUGCGGAGGGCUAUACUCCCGUCGUACUACCUGGUAUCACCAGCGCGAUGAGUGCGUCGUUGUUCGCUGACAUCCCAGCUACUCAUCGUGGUGUCUCCGAUCAAGUCCUGGUCUGCACAGGAACGGGUCGCAAGGGAGCCGCACCAGAGCCGCCGGCAUAUGUGCCUACCCAAACAGUCGUCUUCUUGAUGGCCCUUCAUCGGCUGUCGGCUCUGGUAGAGUCUCUCACCACCCACCUGCACGAGGAUGCCACACGCUCUCGGCCUCUAUGGCCGAAGGAGACACCCUGCGCAAUCGUGGAGCGUGCAUCGUGUCCUGACCAACGUGUUGUCAGGUCUACCCUCGAGCAUAUUUGUCUGGCAUUCGAAGAAGCCGGGUCUCGGCCACCAGGCUUGCUAGUUGUCGGUGCCAGCUGCCACGUUCUCCAUCGACCUGCUCACGAUCAGAAGUGGGUCAUUGAAGAAGGCUUCCACGGACUCGAUGGAUUACAGCUGGAAAGUGAUGCUGCAAUGUCUGUGAUUGAGGCGCAAUGA
This is a messenger RNA of Penicillium diatomitis, 1773 nucleotides long. RefSeq names its product putative siroheme synthase. Bases 1 to 1773 code for a protein of 590 amino acids. The record is from RefSeq and is a predicted model, not a curated record. Gene Ontology annotation, molecular function: uroporphyrin-III C-methyltransferase activity. Gene Ontology annotation, biological process: siroheme biosynthetic process; sulfate assimilation. Lineage: Eukaryota; Fungi; Ascomycota; Eurotiomycetes; Eurotiales; Aspergillaceae. The transcript has a single exon.